Molecule: messenger RNA, 2338 nt
Organism: Hypomesus transpacificus
Lineage: Eukaryota; Metazoa; Chordata; Actinopteri; Osmeriformes; Osmeridae
Gene: col9a1b
Product: collagen, type IX, alpha 1b
Exons: 32
Coding region: 95-2125 (676 amino acids)
Cellular component (GO): collagen type IX trimer
Source: RefSeq, a predicted model, not a curated record
CGGAUUCAGUUGGGUCGCUUUAUCUGUGUCCACUAACCCAACGAAUCCCAGUAAAAAGGACUAAUUUUGUACCUUAACUGCCAUUGGAGAGGUCAUGGCUCGCGCAACGGGUUUUCGCGGGCCGCUUUUGGUGCUUUUGUUGCAGUUAGUCCUCAUCUGCUCUGCACAAAGGAACGGGGGAGGAAGCCCCGGACCCGCAGGUGUCCCUGGAAUUAAUGGUGUUGAUGGCGAAAGGGGAGACGAUGGAGAGGAAGGCCCAGCUGGUCCCGAUGGAGACGCAGGUAAACUGGGUUCAGCUGGAUUACCGGGAAUACCGGGAGAAGAUGGUUUGACUGGACCUAUCGGAGAUGAGGGACCAGAUGGUCCUCUAGGACAGAAAGGUGAACCUGGCAAACCUGGGCCCCGGGGGAUGGCUGGCGUUGGUUCUGACGGACCCCCUGGACCCCCAGGGCCUGGUGGACUUCCUGGGGAGCUAGGGAAAGUGGGCCCUCAGGGCUCCAUUGGAGUUAGAGGGCCCCAGGGACCUCGAGGACCUACCGGGCCCAGAGGAGCAGCAGGGAUGCAGGGUAGCUCUGAGCUGUGCCCCAACUCCUGCCCCCCUGGUACCCCUGGUCACCCCGGUCUGCCUGGCAUGAAGGGCCACAAAGGUGGGAAAGGAGAGUCAGGAGAGCCGGGCAAACAAGGGCACAAGGGCGAGGAGGGAGACCAGGGCAGCUUGGGGGAGCUCGGAUCACAAGGGCCCACGGGUCCCCAGGGUAUCAGAGGGUCCACAGGGAUGAUGGGCUCCAAGGGAGAGAUGGGGGCCAGGGGCCACGAUGGAGAUCCAGGUCCUCAGGGGGUCUCAGGGGCCACGGGUGACCAAGGCCAGAGGGGUGUGAUGGGGGAGUCCGGUCCUAAAGGAGACAUGGGGCCUCAAGGGUCACGUGGGAUCACCGGCGUCCCAGGGCCCAAGGGAGCGGGGGGCUUGCCGGGUGUGGAUGGCCGUGAGGGUAUCCCAGGGAUGCCAGGAGCUAAGGGAACGCUGGGGAAGGCAGGAACCCCUGGGGAGGUCGGGCUGCAGGGACUUCCUGGGUUGCCAGGUGUCCCUGGGCCUAAAGGUCUUGGAGGAGAUAAGGGAAGCUCUGGGGACGCGGGUCUGCUAGGAACCAUGGGCUCAGCAGGUAGACAGGGAGCGCGAGGAGAGCAGGGCGUGCUGGGGCCGGUGGGGCCCAUCGGAGUGCCGGGUGACGUCGGAGAACAGGGACCGGGCGGACCUCAAGGAAAACCAGGUGCCAGGGGACCCAAAGGUGACCUGGGACUCCCUGGCAUCCCUGGACCCCCAGGUCUUCCUGGAGUAAAGGGAGAGAGGGGAGAAGGUGGUGCUGUGGGGCCUAAAGGAGAGACGGGAGAGCAAGGGUCUGAGGGAACUUCAGGAGACAAAGGAGAAGUUGGGGACCAGGGAGAGUCCGGGCCCAAGGGAGCGGUGGGUAACCCUGGAGAGCCUGGCAACCGAGGCCCUGAGGGCAGCCGAGGGCAGCCUGGCAUCGAGGGCCCUCCAGGGACCCCUGGGCCCCGCGGCAUGCAGGGAAACAGGGGCGCUCCUGGCAUCAGGGGUUCCCAGGGACCAGCGGGCAAAGAGCCAAGUGACCAGCACAUACGACAGGUCUGCAUGAGAGUGAUGCAAGAGCAGCUGGCUCAGCUGGCUGCCAGUCUCAGAAGGCCGGAGUCUGGUGCGGCCGGCCUCCCUGGUAAGCCUGGGCCCCCCGGUCCCCCCGGACCCCAAGGAGACAGUGGCUUCCCUGGGCAGGCUGGUGCUAGGGGACUCCCAGGCCUCAAAGGGCCUCCAGGACUUGUGGGAGUCAAGGGACCCAAGGGUGAGCUUGGUGACAGAGGUGACAGGGGACCCAUGGUGCGAGGGCCUAAAGGCAUUCCAGGACCUCCCGGUCUUCCCGGCGAGCCAGGGAAGCCAGGGUACGGUCAGGAGGGUCGUGAUGGAGAGCGAGGGCCUCCUGGGGUCCCCGGGCAGGCUGGCGUGCCUGGCUCUCCUGGUGCUGCUGGGCCCAACGGCUACUGCGACCCCUCGUCCUGCAACCUCCAGGCGGGUGCCAUGCAGGACUCCAGCCUGAAGGGCCCUGCAGGGAACUAAGCUGCCGUCUGGGACACGAGCAGACACACACAGAGACUAGAGACACACAGCUACACACACUGGGUGCACACAACAUUCCCUCCCUCCAUCGCUCCAUCCGUCUCUUCCUCCCUCCAUCGCUCCAUCCGUCCUUCCUCCACGCUACUGUUGUUGUGCCACAGUCUGUCUAGUCUGGUUGUUGCCAGUCGCAGUCCCUCCCUCCCUCCCUCCCUC